This is a messenger RNA of Colletotrichum higginsianum IMI 349063, 741 nucleotides long. RefSeq names its product Short chain dehydrogenase. The transcript has a single exon. The record is from RefSeq and is a predicted model, not a curated record. Gene Ontology annotation, molecular function: oxidoreductase activity, acting on the CH-OH group of donors, NAD or NADP as acceptor. Lineage: Eukaryota; Fungi; Ascomycota; Sordariomycetes; Glomerellales; Glomerellaceae. Bases 1 to 741 code for a protein of 246 amino acids.
AUGGCCCGCUUCACGUCCAAAAUCGCCCUCGUAACCUCCUGCGCAUCGGGCAGCGGCGCCGCCAUCGUCCGGCGCCUGGCCUCCGAAGGCGCGACCGUCAUCGCCGCCGACAAGGCCGGCCACGAGGCGCUGGCGGCCGAGCUCGGCGCCAGCGUCAUCCCGCGACACCUCGACGCCGCGUCCGAAGACAGCAUCCGCGACCUGGAGGCCUACGUCCGCUCGACGCACGGCCGGCUGGACAUCCUGAUCAACAACACGGGCAUGGGCGGGCCGCGCUGCCCGCUCCUGGACGUGACGGCUGCCGAUGCCGAGGAGGUCUUCCGCUACAACAUCCACGGCGCCUUCCUGAUCCUCCAGCUCGCGCUGCGCUUCAUGACCGAGCAGCCCACGGGGGGUUCCAUCGUCCUCACGGCGUCCAUAGCAGGGCUGGUCGGCACGCCGCACUCGGCCCCCUACUCCAUCUCCAAGGGCGCCGUGAUCGCCAUGGCCAAGACCGCCGCGGUCGAGUACGCCAAGCACGGGAUUCGCGUCAACGCAGUAGCCCCCGGUCCGACGGCCGUGCCGAUGGUGGAAGCGCUGGGCGAGGCAGCGACAGCUGGGUUGAGGGCAAGGAUCCCGCAGGCGAGGCUGGCGGAACCGAGGGAGGUCGCGGGGGUGGUUGCGUUCCUGGCGGACGGGGAAGAUGCGGGGCACGUUACCGGGCAGGUCUGGUGUGUUGACGGGGGGUGGACGGCGGCGUAA